Molecule: messenger RNA, 342 nt
Organism: Parnassius apollo (apollo)
Lineage: Eukaryota; Metazoa; Arthropoda; Insecta; Lepidoptera; Papilionidae
Source: the annotation of a GenBank genome assembly
AUGCAAAUGCUGAAGUCAUGGAAAGCUGAUCAUGACAACAGACUAACUAACAUGGAAAAUAGUCUUACAAAUAUAAAGAAGAUAAAUACAGACAUAGAAAAGUCACUGGAAUUUAUAUCUCAGAAAUAUGAGGAUAUGCAAAACAAAAUAAUAACGCUUGAAAAACAAUGUAAAGAUAAUCAUAAAUACAUUAUGUCUCUGGAAGAAAAAGUUGAGGAACUCUAUCGAAAUAGCAGAAGAAAUGGCAUAGAGAUACGUAAUAUUCCUGAAAAAGAAAAAGAAAACAAAAACGAUUUAACGCAAUUACCUAGUGAUCUACCUCUCGAAAACAUUAAAUAUUAA